UCUGCUCUUGUAGUAAGUCCAGUCAGUGGUAAGAACUGUCUCAGUUUCAACUUGAAUAAUUAUCUACAGAAGCUAUGAAACAGAAACUUUUAUAAGGAUGUUAAAACUAAAGCAAUGCCUUCAGAUCAUUUGUUCAAGAUAUUAGUUAUUGGUCGGUCAAAAGUGGGUAAAACAUCUUUUGUACAACAUUAUGUUAAUGGCGUUUUCAGUGAAGGGUACAAAACCACCAUUGGCGUGGACUUUGCUAUGAAAACAAUUGAAUGGUCCAGUGAACAAACCAUGAGGCUGCAGUUUUGGGAUAUAGAAGUCUCCUCUCAUCUUUCAGGACAAGAGGAUACCUUGCCGUUUACAAGAGCCUUUUAUAAAGAUGCACAUGCUUGUAUCAUAAUGUUUGAUUUGACCAGUCAGAAAUCCUUUCAAUAUAGCACCUUACUGAAGAAAACUGUGGAUGAUGUGAUACUGAGUGGAAAUGGACUUCCAAUACCUUGCAUUCUUCUGGGAAAUAAGAGUGACCUCACAGAACAUGCUGUGUCAAGUCAAGAGAUAGAGGACACUUCCAGGUUACUUCAAUUUAUUGCAUGGAAGGAGAUAUCAGUUAAGGAAAACAUACACAUUGAAGAAACAGUCAGAUGUAUUGUGGAAGCUCUCAUGGAAAAACAACAACCAGAUGAAAUUCUUGAACGUGCAAGGCCGAAAGAUGAAAUUCUGGAGAACCAGUUAGAAACCAAACUCAACCGAAACACACAGCAAAGUUCCUGUUGUGGUGCUGGUGUAAAAAGAAAUGCCUUUUAAAUAUUACCAACUACUCACAAUAAAAUCUCUGCUGUGCCAUGGUUCUGAGAUUA
Messenger RNA from Anguilla rostrata (American eel), 845 nucleotides. Its product is annotated as ras-related protein Rab-7L1-like. Gene Ontology annotation, cellular component: phagocytic vesicle; lysosome; late endosome. The coding region runs from base 115 to 792 and encodes 225 amino acids. Gene Ontology annotation, molecular function: GTP binding; GTPase activity. The transcript is spliced from 5 exons. Gene Ontology annotation, biological process: endosome to lysosome transport; phagosome-lysosome fusion. The record is from RefSeq and is a predicted model, not a curated record. NCBI's taxonomy places the organism in Eukaryota, Metazoa, Chordata, Actinopteri, Anguilliformes, Anguillidae.